Candida tropicalis MYA-3404 is the source of this 390-nucleotide messenger RNA. RefSeq names its product Cyb5p (gene CYB5). The transcript has a single exon. The record is from RefSeq and is a predicted model, not a curated record. The coding region runs from base 1 to 390 and encodes 129 amino acids. NCBI's taxonomy places the organism in Eukaryota, Fungi, Ascomycota, Pichiomycetes, Serinales, Debaryomycetaceae. Gene Ontology annotation, cellular component: intracellular membrane-bounded organelle; endoplasmic reticulum membrane. Gene Ontology annotation, biological process: sterol biosynthetic process. Gene Ontology annotation, molecular function: heme binding.
AUGACUGAUACUGAUACUACUACCACUCUUUACACUGCCGAAGAAGUCGCCGAACAUACCACCCAUGAUGAUUUAUGGGUUAUCAUUAAUGGUAAAGUCUACAACAUUUCCAGUUAUAUCGAUGAACACCCAGGUGGUGAAGAAGUUAUUCUUGAUUGUGCUGGUACUGAUGCCACUGAAGCCUUUGAUGAUAUUGGACAUUCUGAUGAAGCCCAUGAAAUCUUGGAAAAAUUAUACCUUGGUAACUUGAAAGGUGCUAAGAUUGUUCAAGCCAAACAUGCUCAAGCUAGUAAAUCUGAUGAAGAUUCAGGUAUUAAUUUCCCAUUGAUUGCCGUUGGUAUCUUUUUGGCUGCUUUCGGUGUUUACUACUACAAAUCCAACUUUGCUUAA